CGACGCAGUUUGUUUUCUCGCCUGCGGCUGAAGUUUGGACGGUGAAUCGCUGCUGGAGGCAAUGUGGACGUAGUGUUCAGGUUUUCAUUUUUAAUUCGGCUGAAGAGUUAUGUACAUCGAAGAGAAAUGUAGAUAAAGUUUUUUAAAUUUCUCUCUUCCUUUCUUUUCCCGGUCCUGUUACUGCUCUCCCACGAACGCUUUACAUGCGGACUGUCAUUCAGAAAUACUAAAGCCUGCAUUUUGACUGUUCACGUGUUUGACCUUAGCCUUUAUAUUCUUGAUUCCCCCCACCACCACAUUUUCUCCUUUAUUUGUCGUUCGGUCACCAGCGGGUAACAGACUGAGGAUAUCUCAUCACUGCUGGGAAUUUUACAAUCAAAGAAGCAGAGUGUCCUUCUUCCCUAAAAUUCAACCAAAAUGGAGCUUCUCUGGGUCUGUCUGUUUCUGGAGAUGGUCCUGAUGUCCACUGCUGCCAGGGGUCCCCCCAGGGUGUCAGAGCGCGUGGCCCACCGCCAGAGCAUCCGCCUUGGUCGCACCAUGAAGCUGCCCUGCCCUGUUGAAGGCGACCCUCCGCCGCUCAUCAUGUGGACCAAAGACGGCCGCAACAUCCACAGUGGCUGGACACGGUUCAGGGUGUUACAGCACGCUCUAAGAAUUAAAGAGGUGGAGACUGACGAUGCGGGAACUUACAUCUGUAAGGCUACCAACGGCUUCGGCAGCGUGAACAUCAACUACACACUCAUCGUUAUAGAUGACUCCAGCUCAAGAGGUGGAGCAGGGAUGGCUAAUGGUGACUCUGAACAUGCCCCAGAGCUGGCUGGGAAACUGGUACGUCCACGUUUUACCCAGCCGGCAAAGAUGAGGAAGCGCGUCAUCGCUCGCCCAGUUGGCAGCUCAGUGCGCCUGAAGUGCACAGCAAGUGGUAACCCUCGCCCCGACAUCGUCUGGCUGAAGGACAGUCGGCCGCUGCUGGAUGAGGACGGUGGAGCCGGAGUAGGAGGUGGAGGAGACGGGAAGAAGAAGAGGUGGACUCUAAGUCUGAAGAACCUGACGCCGGAGCACAGCGGGAAGUACACCUGCCACGUCUCCAACAGAGCAGGGGAGAUCAACGCCACCUACAAAGUGGAAGUCAUACAGCGUACCAACUCUAAACCCAUCCUGACCGGUACUCACCCUGUCAACACCACCGUGGACUACGGAGGAACCACAUCUUUCCAGUGUAAAGUCCGCAGUGACGUCAAGCCGGUCAUCCAGUGGCUUAAAAGAGUCGAGCCUGGUGAUGAGAACAAGUUUAACUCCACCAUAGAGGUUGGAGAUCAUCGCUUCGUGGUCCUGCCAACUGGAGAGGUUUGGUCACGUCCUGAUGGAUCUUACCUCAACAAGCUGCUGAUAACCAGAGCCAAGGAGGAGGAUGCUGGCAUGUACAUCUGCCUCGGAGCCAAUACUAUGGGCUACAGCUUCAGGAGUGCCUACCUCACUGUCCUACCAGAUCUGAAGCCCCAGAUCAACUCUGUCCCCACAGCAACAUCCCCGAGCCUACCCUGGCCAGUCAUUAUUGGAAUACCGGCAGGUGUCGCCUUCAUCUUAGGCACCGCCCUCCUCUGGUUCUGCCAAUCAAAACGCACCUGCUCCUCUUCCUCCCCUUCCUCCUCCUCUGCUCUGCCGGCUGCUCAGCGUCUACCUGUGGCCAGUCGUGACCGAGCCUGCCCAACGUUGCCUCCUCAACCGGCCAACGGGGAUAAAGAUUGUCUUUCUUAUGAGGACUACAUUGCACAUCAGCAGCUGCUCCUGGCUCAAGGAGGCACCGGAUUGGCUCCGAAGGUCUACCCAAAGAUCUACACGGAUAUUCACACGCACACGCAUUCGCACGUGGACGGGAAAGUGCACCAGCACCAGCACAUUCACUACCAGUGUUAGCAGCGAGGCUAGCGGCAAGCUUUGGUGUUUCACGUUCAACUCUUACAUGAACAUGUUUCCUGUGCAUGCAGACUCGGUCACAACAGCCCACGCUAACUGCUGACAUACAAAGCAAAGAACAAGGAAAGCCACAUGCAAGAGACCAUGCGGACUCAUAUAUAGAAACAUGGGAUCACGCAGCUCUUCCUCAUUUUGCUGCAGCCAUAUGUUGUGUGCAAACGGACUUACUCAAGACACAAACAAUGAAGAAUGUAAAAAGAGACAAAGAUCUUUAUUUUUAGCCAGCCUGGGAGCCUAUUCAUUGCAAUCUAUGAGAGAAAAAUCCCAAAACAUGUUUUAUUCGAGCCUCUCGUUAAGUAAAAUCUCCUCUGUACGUGUACAAAUCUCUCCCUUUUUGCUCAAAGGCCUUAUUUGAAGCAACAAUGAACUCACAGCUUCAAUGUAACUUUACAGCAACCCACCAAUUUAUCUGCCUCUGUUCUUUCAGUGCUAUGGAUACAAGCACAACCUCCUCAGUUACAGUACAAAUACUACAAGGCUCCAAAUAUAGCCACUCGUGUAUAUAGUAGAAUAUGAUUAUAUGGCAUUUAGCAUGCUACUUCAUCCUGGGUAAUCUAUAAAGAACAAUAUAGCAUGUGUGUAAUGUAAUAGUUUAAUUUCAGAGUAUAUCUCAGGCAUCAGCCCAACUGAGCCAUAAGAAUCACAACUCAAGACAAACUCCACUGUAUCCACACCCUCGGUAAAACAUGAGGGCUGCAGGUUUUUUGCUUCUGUCAGGACGACGGCUGCUCUGAUAAAUGUCCAGCUGCUAUCUGGGUGCUGUAUGAAUUAAGAACUAAUAUCAGUCUCUCUGAGUAGAUUGAUUUUAGCAGCAGCUACGAUGUGAUUUUCUCCCCACAACCAAGGACCUCCUCCAGACAGCGUUUGCAGAAGUAAUCAUUAGAUUUCCGAUAAGUACAUCAACUGACAGUUUCCACCCCUUUACUUCAUGGAGAAUGGCAGCAUUUCCUGUUUGCAUUGUCUCCUUUUCAGCUCUGUUUGGUGCUUGCUGACUUUAGAAGUGAGAGGGAUGAAAGGUAUCCGUUCUCCUCGUGUCAUAUGUUCAACCUCUCCCUCGCAAAGGGAUCAUCAACAAUGCCUCAGUGUAAAAUGGCGCCCUCUAAGAAUUGAAUCCAGAUUUCGUGGAUCAGUCUCGGAUCUUCGAAUGUAUGACAAGUUCUUGUUAAUCUGUUACAAGAUUUAGAGGGCUUAAAAGAGAGAGACUUUGUAAGUCAAAGGAUGAGACUGAACCCUCAACUCUUCCUCAAGCACCACACAAGAUGAGCCGGGGAAUAAUUGAACGGGGUUUGCGUAUGCUCUGUGUUUGUUACGAGGCAGAGACAUCUGUUCUCUCUUGAAGCAAAGUUUUGGAUAAUGAGUUGCCUGUGAUACCAUGAUAAAGAAAAUGGAAAACAUUAUAAUCAACACUUAAAAGAUAUUUUAAAGGUAAAAUAAUGGUAUACAGCUUGUAACUGGACUGAAUAUCAGUAUUGUUAUAUUUGAAUUUAGAGCCAUACGUUGUGCAUCAUGUCGAUCACUAUGACAAAACCCACUGAGCAUCUACAAGUACAAAAACCUGUCUUGUUCCCGUACAGUGGCAAUGAAUUAUAAUACUGCAUUCAGCAAAGUAUCUGGGAUAUUUGGUUCUGUGUGUUUUGAUUCAGUCGUCUGCAGAGUUACCACUAAUUUUACUAACCACCUUAAGAGAUUUUUUAAGAUUUCCUCACUCUCAACUGUGUUGCACUUUUUUAGAGUUGGACACAUAGUACCUUUAUUAUUCUCAUUAAUACAUUGAAUUUGGUGAACAUAAGUAACUCCUAAUGGUGCUCCUCCUGGCUUGAUCCUGAGCAGAGGUCUAAUCAACCAAACUAAAAACACCUGUGUGUUUGUGCGGGGCCUUUAAUGUGUCAGUGAGGUCAUCUGCAGCUGUUAGGAGUAAAGCAAUUAGUACGCUAAAUAAAAGAUCCAAGAAUAACCUGUUUUGUUAGUCAGUGUAAGCUCAAGCAGAAGGGAGUGAGAGAAGGGGCCGUGGUUGCAACGCGAUGAUGUUGUAUAUGAGUGACCAUAAUGACAAAAGGUUUUAAGCCCAUAAACUUGUUUUUUUUUACAGGCAAUAAAAUCCAAAAUCUAAAGAUUACUUUUAAAACUGCAGCAAUGAGUGCAUCAAAAUCACUUGUAAAACUAGUAGCACUGGAGUUUUCACACUACAUUAGCUUGCUGGAUUUUCUUCUUGGAAAGUGUUAAGAGAUAUUCUUGUUACCACAUUUUGCUAGUUUGUUUGUUCGUUUAUUUGGACAACAAUGCAACAUAUCAUUGCAUUAAUGGUCUCAGUUCUCCUGGUGGUUGUUGGGAAGUUUCCAGCCCAUGAAAAAAGUUGUUUAGACCAGAACCUCAUAAAACAAAAACACCCGCAACAAACCUUCUCAGAACACAACCAUGUAUAAGAGACUUGCUUUUUCUCAGGUGUCCCCCUCAUUGUUCCUGUGUGUGCUCAUGAAUCUGACCACUAAAUAAAAACUGUGUAAAAUGAUAUGCUGAGAUAAGAUUUAGGUUUCAGCUGUUUUACAUUAUAGCCCUCUCUGAGAGGCACACUCAGUCAUGUGUACGGUUGGAGAAGUGGGGUGACUCUGUCCAGGGAUGUGUAAACAUAAAAAGGUGAAUGGGGUGGGUGGGGGAUAAUGUAGAAAAGUACUGUAUAUAUGUGAAAUAAGAAAGAAACUAUAGGCUUGUCAUGUAGUUGAUUGUAUUUGUACUGUAUUUAGUUAACGCUUCCCUCGGCUGGCUCUCUUCGGGACAUCUAAAAUACAACAGUGAGAACUUUACAAGUGUGUUUAAACAACCGUGUGACAGGAAGUGAUAUAUUGAAAUCACCUGGUAAACUCAGUUACACAUGUGGUCAUUCUUCAGCGUAUAUUUUUGCACAUAAAUCUUUGAACUCAAGUAGGAAAAUGUACAAACAUAUUAACAUGGAUAAAUCAUAUAUGCCCCCUUUUUUAUAAUACUCACUGGUACAUUAUCUUUGCAGUCUUUUGCAGUCUUUUUCUUUGUGUAUUUUUAAGUUGCCUCAAGAAAAUUAGUCUGAUAUCUGUGAACAACUCAUGUAUUUCAAACACAACUACUCUCUGUCCUCCUUAUUCUUCCUUCCAGCAGGUUCCCCCUCUUCUGUAUAAACCCACUAAAUUAAAGCAUAUCAGGACAACAAAGGAAAAGCAUGUGUACUCUGCUGUCUAAAUGAUAAAGGGAGGCACUUGUCCAUUUAUAUGCAUCUCCAGCAGCAGCUUCAGUUGAAAAUAGCAUUUGAAAUAUUGCAUUUGUUCUCUCCCUUUGAGAUGGUUUUUCUUGUCCUCCCCAUCUUUUCUCCUUUGAAACAUCUGCCAACAAAGUCACCCUGAACAACAGCUGGAGUGUGUUAUUUUAUUGUGAAGUCUUUUCUUCUGGGGUGAAAAAUUGUCCAACAGAAAAAAAAAAAAAUCUCCAGUCAUUGCUACUUUUUUCCCUCCUCAUUUCACAUGUUAAACCUCUACGUUUUAUGUGUCUAAGCUAAUGGACUGCCAAUAAACAGACUUGUGUAUAUGUGCACUUACCACUAGUAUGUACAUGAAAAAAUAUUAGUGUUAAAUUUAUAGAAGAAUUAAAGAAGAUAAUUUAGUGAGAAUGCAUUGGACCAUACAGUAGCUCUAGCAACACAUUGGCCCGCAAAACAUUGUAAAUGCUAAAUUGUCUCAAGAUUCACCAAGAAAAAAAAGUGUGUUUCUAAUUUAUUUUCUUUUAAACAUGUUUGUUAUUUUCAUAUAAUUGGGCAUUAUACUGCAUGAGUGGAUUUUGUGUUAUAAUCAUAAUGUAAGCUAUGUAGCAAAUACCAUGUUCAUGUCAUUGUAAGAUACUGUAUUUAUACAUGCCGACGGAAUAUACAAAAUUUUAUCGAUAAUCCUUGUAUCGACAGUCUUGUACAGUCUAUCAUCAUUUAGGAUAAAAUUUGUUCUCUCCCAUUGUAAUCAUGUUACUGGUGCCAUUAAAAAAGUUAAAUCUC
This is a messenger RNA of Lates calcarifer (barramundi perch), 5986 nucleotides long. RefSeq names its product fibroblast growth factor receptor like 1a (gene fgfrl1a). The transcript has 9 exons. Gene Ontology annotation, cellular component: plasma membrane. Bases 418 to 1917 code for a protein of 499 amino acids. Gene Ontology annotation, molecular function: fibroblast growth factor binding; fibroblast growth factor receptor activity. NCBI's taxonomy places the organism in Eukaryota, Metazoa, Chordata, Actinopteri, Centropomidae. The record is from RefSeq and is a predicted model, not a curated record.